AUGUCUACUUUCGGGUCCCAAUUUCGUGUUACCACCUACGGCGAAUCUCAUUGUCGUUCUGUUGGCUGUAUUGUCGAUGGUUGUCCUCCAGGGAUGGCCUUGACGGAGGCCGAUAUCCAACCUCAAAUGACCCGACGUCGUCCUGGACAGUCUUCACUGGCAACUCCCCGCAAUGAAAAAGACGCUGUCAAGAUUCAGUCCGGCACUGAAUUCGGAUACACUCUUGGAACACCAAUUGGUCUCAUGGUCCAGAACGAGGAUCAAAGGCCACAUGAUUACUCCGACAUGGACUUGUAUCCAAGACCAAGUCACGCGGAUUACACCUACUUGGCCAAGUAUGGUGUAAAGGCGAGCUCAGGUGGUGGAAGGAGUAGUGCAAGAGAGACAAUUGGCCGUGUGGCUGCUGGUGCAAUUGCCGAAAAAUACCUUUCAUUGGCCUAUGGCGUCGAGAUUGUCUCAUUUGUGUCCAGUGUUGGUCCUAUUCACCUCCCAGGAUCCGUAGAUUCAACACCCGAGUACAUGUCUCUUCUUUCUACCAUCACCCGAGAAAAGGUCGAUGCCUUUCUCCCGGUUCGUUGUCCAGAGGGAGAAUCGAAUAGCAAGAUGGCGCAGUUGAUUGCUGAGUACCGUGACAAAAAAGACUCAAUUGGAGGAACAGUCACUUGCGUUAUCAAGAACGUUCCCAUUGGUCUUGGAGAACCAUGCUUUGAUAAGCUUGAAGCUAAACUCGCACACGCAAUGCUUUCCAUACCAGCAACGAAGGGAUUUGAGAUUGGUUCAGGAUUCCGUGGGACUGAAGUUCCUGGUUCAAAGCACAAUGACGCCUUCAUCCGCUCAGAGAAUGGAAAGCUCUCUACCGUCACCAACAACUCUGGCGGUAUUCAAGGGGGUAUUACUAAUGGUGAAAACAUUUAUUUCAAAGUUGCUUUCAAGUCUCCGGCCACCAUCGGUCAUGCUCAGGAAACGAGUAAGUAUGAUGGUGAGGCCGGCAUCUUAGAAGCAAAGGGUAGGCACGACCCUUGUGUUGUUCCCAGAGCGGUUCCUAUUGUAGAGGCUAUGGCGGCACUUGUAAUCAUGGAUGCAGUCAUGAUUCAGCAGGCUCGUGAGACGUCCCGCUCCCUACUUCCACCUCUUCCUCAAAACCUCGGAAUCAAAACACCCACAGCCCUCGACGGGAGAGAAAAGAACGUUGAUCCUACGAAGGUCCCAAAGGCUGAACAGGAUAAGCUAGUUAUUGAUUCGGAGGGACGAAAGAUUGUUGGGGGCUCCGAAGGAAAGGUAUUUGGUGACGAAUAA
Morchella importuna is the source of this 1296-nucleotide messenger RNA. RefSeq lists its product as uncharacterized. Gene Ontology annotation, cellular component: cytosol. Gene Ontology annotation, molecular function: FMN binding; chorismate synthase activity. Lineage: Eukaryota; Fungi; Ascomycota; Pezizomycetes; Pezizales; Morchellaceae. The transcript is spliced from 4 exons. The coding region runs from base 1 to 1296 and encodes 431 amino acids. Gene Ontology annotation, biological process: chorismate biosynthetic process; aromatic amino acid biosynthetic process. The record is from RefSeq and is a predicted model, not a curated record.